UUGGCGUUGAUUCCCAGUCGACGUUUCUGAGGGUUGACGCUUAGCGAGUUUCGCCCUUCCGAGUCUUCAGAAGGGAGUACCAGUCGCAGCAAAUUCUGGUUGUCGCCUGUCCCACUGUCUUGCCGCAAGCCCACCUCUGAGAUUGGUGGCAGGCGAGCCAAGAUGAGGGAAGCGAAUUUCAGCAUACCCAAUGUCAACAAGGCAUCCGUGGGCAUCACCACGGCCUUGUAUGACCGACGAGCACUCGAUUGCACAUCCACUUUGCCCCUAAUUAAUUCGCUAAAUCACCUUGCGUAUCUCACCACGUCAUCCGCUCGCAUCCGCGACAUCCUCACGGUCGAUGGCGGCAUCGAAAAGCUUGUCUGUAUCCUGAAGCAAGGGCGCAGCAAAGACAUGAUGGACAUGUGGAAGUGGAAUCUGGCCUUUCAGUGCGUCGUCAACAUAGGCGUUAGGGGCACAGAGGCUGUCCGGACCCGCGUCGUCGAGGCCGAUAUGGUCCCUGUGAUUGCGACAAUUCUUGACAAUUACAUCAAGGUCAUCGAGAAACUCCGAGAAAAGGCAGAGGAGGCCAGAAGGGCGGAGCGUCACCGGCUCGGCGGGAGCAGCCGCGUUCAUAAAUCAUCUAGUUUCUCUUCCAGGGCCGGGAACCUGGAUGUGGACCAGCGAACAUUUCGGCGGCAAGCACCUCCACCGUCGAUUGAUGUGUCUGCGGCCUUGGCCGGCCCGUCGACGGCGGUAGUCCAUUCGAAUGGUGAUGUGACACCAACUGCGCCGCAGUUUCAAGUGACACCGCCGCCGGACCGGACCCCCUUGACUGCCGACAUACCGCACCAUCACGGCCGGCCCCAUGACUCGCGCCACACGAUUCCCUCUCCCCCUCCCUUCACUGCCCAGUCGCUCGCGCCUACCGUGCCAUCCAUGGAUACCGCCGGCGGGUUUCUCAGGCCGAUUCGGGACACCGAUCGCCUCGUUGGCAUGCUUCCGUUCCCUCGGUCGACGUUGGCUUCUCAACCCGCUUCGCCUACAACCCCUUUACCGCCCCCUCAGCUUCGGUCUCCCACCGUGCGACCCGCCUCCAUCCUUGCGCCUUCGUUGCGGCCCCGAAGACGGCCGUCGAUCCGCCACCAGCACUCGACCGGCGCCGAGACAGAUGACAUGAACGCCGAUAGCAUCGUGUCCGAUGAGUCUCAGGAUACCGAGAUGUCUGGCACUGGAGAUAUGCAACCCGCCGUUGGCGUCCAAGAGAUUACCGUAGAGGACGGUGAAAGCAUCAUGGGUGGUGGCGGAAUCGAACUGACGACCCCUACUGUCUCCGAAACUCAAGAAGCCGGGACUUUCAACAUUACACACCAAGGUCCAGUCGACGGCAGCGUUCCCACAAACAAUACCCCCACGCCAGUCCCUACCAUCGGCUUCUCUCCUAAUCGACCCACUUUAGUGAGCCCGCCGCAACCGAGUUUGCCAAACGCCAGCGUCCCGCGUUAUCUACUUGAUCGCCAACUGAGCCCGAAUCCUCAGUUGCUCGCUGCCAUGCCGAGGGAAGAAGAUGUGUUGAUGUCGCUUCAGCUUCUGGCGUAUGUUUCAAAGUAUUGCAAUCUCCGAAAGUAUUUUCAAAAGAGUCACCUGGUUCCCAAACUCAAGAUUGGGAAAGAGAUCCGGCUUCUGGACGGUGUCGAUCCGGCCGCCCUCGAGGCCGAACUGGAGGAAGACGAUGAGACAUGCGAGGAGGAGUACUUGCUCCCGAACGACCUGAACAUUUUCCCGCUUGUGGAGAAGUUCACGAUCCGGUACCACAGCACCGACAUGCAAUACUGGGCCGGGGUAGUUAUGAGAAACCUGUGCCGGAAGGACGACACGCGCGGCGGCAUCCGGCAGUGUGCCUACUACCAGUGCGGCAAGUGGGAAGAGUACACUCGGCAGUUUGCGAAGUGCCGCCGCUGCCGACGGACCAAAUACUGCAGCAAGGAGUGCCAAAAGAGCGCAUGGGCAUACCACCGCCACUGGUGCAUUGCCGCGUCACAAUAAUAUGGAAAGCGCUUCUUUAAAAUCAUGGUCGUUAUUGAUACCCUUCAGGUUUUCCUUCCCUUUCCCGGAAUACCUCUUUGCAUGGCGUUAUUCCAUAAUGUCUACUGGCAAACUUUUAGUUGGCUGGCUCCGAGCCUGGCAUGACGAGACACUGCAAAGCAAAGCAGAGCAGAGCACUUCAUCUCUGCCGCAGAGCACACGGCACAUACACAUACAUUACAUACUCCUUAACCCCGGCAUGGCA
Messenger RNA from Canariomyces notabilis, 2269 nucleotides. RefSeq lists its product as uncharacterized. NCBI's taxonomy places the organism in Eukaryota, Fungi, Ascomycota, Sordariomycetes, Sordariales, Chaetomiaceae. The coding region runs from base 163 to 2025 and encodes 620 amino acids. The transcript has 2 exons. Gene Ontology annotation, cellular component: MUB1-RAD6-UBR2 ubiquitin ligase complex. The record is from RefSeq and is a predicted model, not a curated record. Gene Ontology annotation, biological process: ubiquitin-dependent protein catabolic process; establishment or maintenance of cell polarity.